Diabrotica virgifera virgifera (western corn rootworm) is the source of this 2572-nucleotide messenger RNA. RefSeq names its product tigger transposable element-derived protein 6-like. Bases 220 to 2247 code for a protein of 675 amino acids. Gene Ontology annotation, cellular component: nucleus. The transcript is spliced from 2 exons. NCBI's taxonomy places the organism in Eukaryota, Metazoa, Arthropoda, Insecta, Coleoptera, Chrysomelidae. The record is from RefSeq and is a predicted model, not a curated record. Gene Ontology annotation, molecular function: DNA binding.
AGAAGGGGGCUCCUUCAGACAGGGGGCAGCUUCAGACAUUGAUAUUGUGGGUAAAUUUAAGGACUCGGGUUGGCGACACUGCCAUCAAAACAUUCCAUUACUACUCACGCUAUUAUAGUCCAGUCUGUAGAACAGUGCAGUAAAGGGUUCACGUCAUAAAGUGAAAAGUUAGUUUUUGGUGGUUGAAAGUUAAAUUUUUGGAUUGAAGAUUGUCUGAAGAUGGUAAGAAAUAGGAAGAAAGGAAAAACAAAAGGAAAUUUCGAUGCCGAAUCUAUGAAAGAAUGUGUAGCGGCCAUCCUAGAUGGUGAAUCGAUAAGAAAUGCUGCUAAAAGAUUUGGAUUAAAAUAUCAUACUGUUGGUAUGUACGUUAAGAAGUUUAGGGAUAACCCAGAAGGCGAACAUGAUAUGAAAUUAAGAAAUGAUACUAGAAAGGUUUUUACUGAUAAACAGGAAGACGACCUUGAGGCAUAUUUAAUUAAGUGUUCAAAAAUGUUUUAUGGUCUUAACAAUCUAGAAACUCGUAAACUAGCACAUGAGAUGGCCAAAAUGAACAAUAUUGACUGUCCUAAAAACUGGAAAGCUCCAAGAAUGGCAGGAAAGGACUGGCUAUACGGUUUUAUGAAACGCCAUCCAAGAUUAUCUCUCCGUGUUGCUGAAGGAUGCAGUAUUGCACGUGCAAUUUCCUUUAACAAACAUAAUGUGAAUGCUUUUUUUAAUAAUUUUGAAAACUUAAUCAAAAGAUACCCAGAACUCUGUGACUCAUCCAGGAUUUGGAAUUUGGAUGAAACAAAAACUGAAACUAACCAAGAACCUUCUCGUGUGAUUUCACAAAAAGGCCAAAAACAAGUAGCAGCUGCUGUAAAUGGUGAGAGAGGAACUCUGGUUACUACAGUUUUGUUUAUAAAUGCAGCUAGAAAUACAAUACCUCCUGCCCUAGUAUUUCCGAGAGUGCACUUCAAGAGCCACAUGAUAAAUGGAGCACCAAACGGGACCUUGGGGUUGGCUCAUCAGUCAGGUUGGAUAAUCACUUACAAUUUCGUUCAUGUGAUGCAGCACUUUAUAAAAUGUUCAGGUUCCUCUGAAAAGAGAAGAAUGCUUCUAAUUUGCGACAAUCAUGAGAACCACUUGUCAAUUGAGGCAAUAGAACUAGCAAGAGCUAAUGGCGUGCACAUUCUAACAGUUCCACCCCAUUGUACCCACAUGUUGCAACCACUGGAUGUGGGAUUGAAUAAACCUUUUAAAACAUAUUAUAAUGCUGCAAUUGAUUCAUGGUUGAAGUCUAACCCAGGCCAACGUUUUGGAAUCUAUAACGUGGCUGCAUGUGUUGGAAUAGCACAUGGCCGUGCCAUGUUACCACAGAGCAUUAUAAAUUCUUUCAAAAAAACAGGAAUAUUUCCAGUUGACAGGCACAUUUUCACCGACGAUAUGUUUGCUCCCAGUUUGGUCAGUGAGAGACCUAAUCCUCCAGACGAAACUCUUUCUGAUGAACCUCUAACAUGCCAACUAGCUGCAAGUCUACCAACUUUAGAAUCUGAAAAACCACCCUCAUCUUCCCAAAUUUCAAGCGAAAACUUUCAGCAACCAAUAGACACUCCAUCAACAUCAAGCUGCCAAAACUCUACGCCUAUGCCCCCUCAACAGCCUGGCUGUUAUUUCAGUCCUGAGGAGAUACGAGGAUAUCCAAAAUCAAAACUCAAUACUAGCUCCAAGAAACCAAGAGAAAAGGGGACAAGCAGAAUAAUAACUGACACCCCAGAAAAGCUUCUUCUGGCAGAAAAACAGAUCAAUAAAAAAACAAAGAAAACCUCCAACCCUAAUGCUGAACGUACUAAAUCCACAAAAAGAAAACUACUUUUUGAAAAUGAGAAGAAUGAGAAGACAACUGAUGAUGAAAAUGACAAAAACUCUGAUGAUAAGGUAUUAGAAGAACCACAGCAAAAUUUUGACAGGAGUGAAUUGAAAAUUGAAGAUUUUGUGCUGGUUAAAUUUGGGACUGUAAAACAAAAAGAUGUGUACUAUGUUGGGAGAAUCACUGGUAAAUGUGAUGAUGGAGAUGUUGAAAUUUCAUUUUUGAGAAUGUCAUCUAAAGUAAAUUAUAAAUUUUUCUACCCCAUCGUACCAGAUAUCUCUAGUGCUUCUUUAUCAGAAAUUGUAGCCCUUUUGCCAACUCCUUCUGAGCAGGGUACAAAGCGACAGAAAUCUUUAUUGCCUUUUUCAGUUUCAUUAAAAAACUUCAAUAUGCAUUAGAGGUUUGACUAAGUAUCAUAAUAUAGUUUUAAAUAUUGUAAUAAAUCAUUUCUAAAACAUUUAUAUGAGCGUUGUCAUUUUUCCAAUUGUGUCUGAAGCUGCCCCAUUCCCCGUCUGAAGGUGCCCCCUAAGUGGGGUACCUUCAGACGUUUUUGAAAAAGUGGUUUUGAUUUUUUUUUACAACAAGUAUAGGGUUUAAUAUUAAAAGCAUAUAUAUAGUGAAAGUUGGGUAAACAAUGUAUCUUAUGAAUAUUUUCUUUCUUUAUUUGGUGAUGUAUUUAGAGUGAUAUGACAGUUUAAAUUUUUAUGUCUGAAGGAGCCCCAC